Messenger RNA from Stylophora pistillata, 609 nucleotides. RefSeq lists its product as uncharacterized. Gene Ontology annotation, molecular function: DNA binding. Lineage: Eukaryota; Metazoa; Cnidaria; Anthozoa; Scleractinia; Pocilloporidae. The record is from RefSeq and is a predicted model, not a curated record.
AGUUAAUUCUGUUUUAAAAACAUGAAGUAUGAUCAGCUUAAACAGAGUGAUAACAGCAGAUUAUUUUCUUUAAUACUGAAGUAAAAUCAAAGACAUCUGCAGAAGUUAUAAACAACAGACCAGGAGCUGGAGUAGUGGACAGCACAUUGGCUGCUGAAUACAAGAUGGUAGAGGUCAUGGAGGGAUCCAGUGUCUUCUGGUACCCUCACCAACGGGCCUACUGUUCUGCGUUCAAGUCCUGGUCCGGAUAUGUCAACGCUGUUGUUGACAUAUUCUUCACCAAAGAAACACUUGCAAUUUCAAGUGCAAGGGGAAGUGAUAGAAAAGGCAAAAGCGGUGAUGCAAACAUUCCGUUGACCCCCCUCAUCGUUGAUGCCCUUGUUGGUAAAGUCUGUUCAAAGUUUUCAAAGGACUCUCCUCAACCGAGCCAAAUCAUACAGAAGAUAAACAUGAAAUGUGUGGAAGCUAGAAGGCCCCCAAGAGUACGAGAGCAACGAGCAGAAUGAACACUUUUUAUAAUUACUGUAAAACUGUUUAACUUCAAGAGUUUACCAAUUUCAUUAUGUUGACCACAAAGAAAAUUUCUGUUUGAUAAUGUUGACCAAAAUA